ACCCCUCCACGUAUCUAUAUAUUUCCACGUCCCCACCUCUCCCGUCCCACUCCCACCUUCUUGGAGACACCGCCAGGCGCCAGCCAUCUUCCGGCCGCUGCCCCCCCACCGGGAGGUUGAAUUGCCUUCUGGAGUCCUCUCCUGUUUUCAGAGGAAUGUGCAGAUAGCUUUGUGGUGUGUUUCUUAUUUUUCAUUUCUUUUUGUUUUUUAAAUGUGUCAUUUUGGGUUAUUAAGGCAAUUGUAUUAUGUGAAGAGAUGUAAAAGUUUGUUUUGAAGAUUAAUUUUAAUGUUUCGACGCAUCUCACGAUGUGUGAGAAAGAAUAAUCAUUUUGCUUGAUUUUAAUGUUUGGAUGCAUCUCUCAUAUGCCGCUGAAGUUGGUUUAGGAGGCUGCUUGUUAUAAUUAAGCAUAAUUUAAGCAUGCAAGAUCUGUGGUGCUCCUAGUUCUUGUUUGUGAUUGAUUAAAGCAUACUCUGUCGUAGGUUGAAUUGCCUUCUGGAGUCCUCUCCUGUUUUCAGAGGAAUGUGCAUAUAGCUUGGAGUCUGAUGAGUAAUCAGUCAUGCUGAUGCUACAUGAAACUGUUCCUUUUGUGAGGCCUAGUUCUUGCCGGGACCUAAAACUCUCUGAAAAGAGUGCCUCUGCUUUUCAUUGUAAAUUAGGAUGCAGUGCAGUUUGCAGUUCAGCAGAAGGCCAUCAUGUACAGAAGCCACACAUUGUUCACAGCCACAAAGUUAACUUCACUAGAACCAGCCAUCUUCUGUGUAAAAGCUUAAAUAAAAGAACUACAAGGCACUGGCUGCAUCGAUUCCAUGUUAAUGCUUCGCCCGAUGAUGAAUUCCGCUCAUCACGUAACAUAGCGAUCAGUUUAUUCAAGCGAUAUAAGAAAAUUAUUGAUCGAGGAGGAGGUGGAGAAAACCUAAAAGAGUUUGUCAGUGCUGGAGUGACCGCAUAUGCACUAGGGUGUACAGAUGAGGGGCUUAGAAAGGAACUUAUGGAUCUUGAAGAUUCUGGUCUAGAGAUUGAAGGCUUAGGGUCCUUAGGGGGGACCAGCUCGAAGUUCAAAGUCCACUCCUUUGAGAUUCGUGAGUGCAUUAUGUGGCUCAGUAUAGUGUUCAUCACAAUAUUGUGCACACCACAACUAACAGUUACCAGGUGGUCUACUAACCCACCGGUGUCAGCUGACGUCUUGCAUCAGUGGAAAGGAUUUUGUGCUAUAAUCGCAAACGCUUACUAUGUCAAAGGAAUGGCAUGGUUACCAGUGAAAACCUUGCAGCUGGAACAGAUGGCUGUCACAGGAAAUUCAGAGGAACCAUCAGUAGUUGCUAGCCGCAUGCAGUUAGUUUUCAGCACAUUAGAGGUAGUCAGCCCACAGUGGCCAAGAGUGUGAUUAUAUGAAAGCAAUACGAUCAAACAAAGGUCUGCAGUUUUAUUCUGACCAGAAAGAUAUGCAUGUUCAAGUUCAAACCUCUGUCAUGGUGCAACAAAUGAUACUCCCCUAUGUAAAUUUUAACUCAAAUGUCAAAUAAAAAUGUUAGUGUACUUUAUUGUGAAGUAUUUGAUUUGAUAUACAUAUACAACAACUUCUAUGUGCAUCAGGAGUUCUAGUAAGUAAAUAAGUAUUCCCUACUGC
Messenger RNA from Sorghum bicolor (sorghum), 1628 nucleotides. RefSeq lists its product as uncharacterized. The transcript is spliced from 7 exons. NCBI's taxonomy places the organism in Eukaryota, Viridiplantae, Streptophyta, Magnoliopsida, Poales, Poaceae. Bases 558 to 1385 code for a protein of 275 amino acids. The record is from RefSeq and is a predicted model, not a curated record.